AAAACAAUGAAGAGCAUACAUUUAUACGCAUUACGUAGUAAUUGUUGAUAAAAAUAAUAUUAUGGGAGUGAAACUAUAAUAUCACACUGGAAGAAGAAACUCAAUAAUGGUGGAGGAAUUCUCCACGUGUUAUACAUCAUAUGUGCGCUAUGCGAAUAUAUAGGAGAGAGAGGUCAUCUGCAUUUCCCAUGCAAAUACUAACCCCACCUAAAGUACAUGACAAUAAUAAUACAUAAAUGUGUAGAAAAUACAUGACAACCAAAAGAUACGUACGUAGGAAAAAUACAUGGACUCCAAUACUCCCCCUCAAGAUGGAGUGUGUAUGUCACGAACACCCAACUUGCUACGAAGGAAAUGAAAGCGGUCUGUUCCAAGUGCUUUUGUGAAUAUGUCGGCCACUUGAUUUGUCGUGGAUAUGUAUUGUGGUUGGAUUUCGUUACUAGCAACUCGUUCUCGUACAAAGUGACAAUCCAUUUCGACAUGUUUGGUACGCUCGUGAAAACCCGGAUUGAGCGCAAUGUGCCGCGCUGCUUGGUUGUCACAAUAAAGCAACGUUGGGCCCUUUUGAUGAAUUGUAAGAUCUCGUAGUAACCAACAUAACCAUAAAAUCUCACUAACAGUGACUGCCAUGGCACGGUACUCUGCUUCAGCGGAAGAACGAGAGACGACAAAUUGUUUCUUUGUCCGCCAUGAUAUGGGUGAAGCUCCAAGAGUGAUUAAAUAACCAGUGCUAGAUCGACGAGUAAAGGAGCAUCCUACCCAAUCAGCGUCACAAUAUCCGGUCAAGGUGAAGUUAUCGUCGGAAGAUAAAAAUAUACCUUGACCAGGUGUGGAUUUUAAGUACCGAAGGACAUGAAUAGCUGCAUCAAAGUGUGAUUGUCGGGGGGCGCCAAUAAAUUGACUGAGCUGGCUAACUGAGUAGACUAUAUUUGGACGAGUCACAGUGAGAUAUAGGAGACGCCCAAUUAAUCUUCGAUAGGAAGGGGCAUCUACGAGCGGACUACCAUCAUCAGGGCGGAGUUUUAAGUUUUGUUCCAUCGGCAACAAACUAGGAUGGCCAGCAAGAUUAUCACUUUCUCCUAUGAUGUCAAGAGUAUAUUUUCGUUGGCUUAAAACGAAACCUUCAAGAGAGCGGGCAACCUCAAUUCCAAAAAAAUAUUAAAGCUUUCCCAAGUCUUUGAUGCUAAAGUUGGUAUCUAAAUAAUGUUUGACAGUGUCAAUGUGAGAAGAAUCAUUUCCGGCCAAGAUAACAUCAUCCACGUAGGUGAGAGCAAAAGUUUGGACAAGUCCCUUCUGAAAGAUAAAAAGAGAGUGAUUUGCAUGAGAUUGACGAAAACCGAUUCUGAUCAAUGCUUGAGUGAAUUUAUGGUACCAAUUACGAGAAGCUUGUCGGAGUCCAUAUAGAGAUUUUUGCAACUUGCAAACUCGAGUAUCACCCUUUUUAGCAAAUCCCUGUGGUAGACACAUGUAGACGUCUUCAGAGAGGUCACCGUAAAGAUAGACGUUGUUUACGUCUAAUUGGUGAACUGUCCAAUCUCGUUUGGCAACAACGGCCAACAAACACCGUACCGUAACAAGUUUGGCCACCGGUGCAAAUGUUUCAUGAAAAUCAACUCCUUCUACUUGCGUAAAUCCCUUGGCUACUAGUCUAGCCUUGUACCGCUCCACAUCGCCGUUGGAUUUAUAUUUAAUUUUAUAAACCCACUUUGAAUCAACUGCCUUUUUUCCCCGUGGUAAUGAGGCUAGAACCCAAGUAUUAUUUUCUUCCAAUGCCUUUAUCUCCUUUUGCAUGGCAUCUCUCCAUAAAGGAUCUCGCACAACCUGUGAAAAAUAUUUAGGCUCAUCACGAGAAGUGAUGGCGGCUAAAUAUGCUUUAUGAGUACAUGAAAAUUUUUCAUAAUUAAUGUAUUUCGAAAUAGGGUGAACUGUUGAGUUUGCCGUGUUGGUAGUAGACCGUGAGUGAUCAAGGGAUGGUGGCAAAUCAGUCUCAUAAUGAUCAAGGUAUUUAGGCAUUCGGCGGUUCCGAUCACCCCUUUUUAGUUCCCAAGGAGGUGCAAUGUUUGAAGGAUUCAGAGAUGGACCCGUGGGAUGUGUGCCUUGUGAAGACACGUCAAAGGGCAGCUGGCUAGGUGACUGGACAAUAGCCGGGAUGGGAUCCUCAACUUGCAGCCCGUCAAUAUGUCAAUAUUGUCAGAUGUGGGACCAUGGCUUGCGGAUUUAUGCAUAAGAGAAGCAAAAGAAAGCCGCUGCAGUGGAUUGAUGUAGGACAGUUGCUCCUCAGGCGAUGAAUUUGAAGUUAUGUUUGUUGUGUUGGAAAAAUGUGUUAAAAAUUGCAUUAAAUGAUCAUUUUGGGGCAAUUAUUUGAGUGGGGUCCACUUCCGAUUUGGGUCGGAUCAAAGUGGUUUCGGAUUUUCCUUGUUAAGGGCUACAAUUUGAUAUAUGGUACGCUCAAAACGGAUAACGGGUGAAUGAGAAAUUGAUUCUCGAAGUUCACUCGUUGAAAUGGAAAAACAGGGAAAAUGAUGGGUUUCUAGUGUGUUUUAUACCACACCGGAAAAUUCAAAGGAUUUUCACCCCCUUAUAAAGGGAAGCCUCUUAUAAGGAGUUAAGAUUCCUAAAGGUAAAAGCUCUCUCUUACGCGCAGGGGGGUGCCGAUCAAAUCCCGAAACGGAGAAGAAAAACCGUGACUCGUGUGCGCGGGCGACAUGCGGACACGAAUGUCGUCCGAAAAUCUAUCAUUCAAAGAUAUGAUGCUCGAACUCUGGUGGCUUCGUACAAGAGAUGCUCCAACUCUGGUGAGGGUCCUCUGCUGGCUUCGCAUCAGAGCUGCUCAAACUCUGGUGGAUGUAUUCUGGUAGCAUCAGAGUUGGAAAGGGGUAUUCUGGUCGCGCACCAGAGCUGCUCCAAGCCGUUACAACAAUAAAUGCCCAACGUUCUUGUCUUUUAAUGCAUCGUUACAUGGACAGUUUAUGGACGAUUCAAUGCCGAACGGACUUGUUAUUGAUGUCCAACGUUCACGUCCAUUAACACCCCAUUUAACACACAACAAAUCCUCCUAUAAAUAGCUGACAGGUACUUGCAACAACCAUACACUAUCUGCACAUAUUUUGAGUUGUAAAACACUUCCACCUACUCUGAAAAAAUUCAUGACUGCUCUACUUUGUUCCCGUUCACCGGAACUCUCGUUUGUAUGCUCAAACGUUAGUUCGUUAGCCAUCGUAUCCUGGGAAAUGGUCGUUGCAACGCUCCUAGCACCGUGGGAGGCGACGAAUACAUUUUAAGGACAUCAUGCGUAGCACGAGCUCUGGCUAAACUCUGUUCCAUCUUAUUUCUGGUUUUCUUUAGCUAUUUAAAUUAAUUAAUUAUUUUUAUUAAUUAAUAUUUCUUCGUUUUUUCGAGACACACCCAACAAUCUUAAAACGUAUUCGUGAUUGUGUUACUGUGGUAAACAAUCUUAAAACGUAUUCCGUGAUUGUUCUACUGAGGUAAACAAUCUUAAAAUCGUAGUUUGUCACUUUGGUGAACGAACUUAUUUUUGUGUUUUCGGAAAACGUAAGAAAACGUUAAAAUGGCUUCACAAGAACAUGGAAAUGUUGGUGGGCAGAACGUGCGAAAUGACACUCACUCUGAAAGUGGAGCUUCUGUGAACAAUGGUUCACAACGCGGAGCAUCUACUUUGGGCAACCAAGGGGCAAUCCCUAUGGUUACCGUGUCGAGCAACUCUGUGGAGAAACCCGAAAAAUUUAAUGGGUUAAACUUCAAGAGGUGGCAUCAAAAGAUGCUAUUUUACCUCACUACUCUCGAUCUUGCUAGGUUCUUGACCGAAGAUGCGCCGGUAGCAAUCGGGGGUGAGGUGGAUGCGCAAUCUUUCAACGCCGUUGAAGCUUGGAAGCAUUAUGACUUCCUUUGCCGAAACUAUGUGUUGAACGGGCUGCAUGAUGCUUUGUACGACGUUUAUAGAAAAUUAGCUACGGCUAAGGAGCUAUGGAAUGCUUUGGACCACAAAUAUAAAAACGAGGAUGCCGAUGCAAAGAAAUUUGUUGUAGGCCGAUUCCUUGAUUUUAAAAUGAUGGAUUCGAAGACGGUCUUGAGUCAAGUUGAAGAAAUGCAAAUGAUCUUCAACGAAAUUCGAGAUGAAAGAAUGAUAGUUAGUGAGUCUUUCUAAGUGGCAUCAAUUAUCCAUUUAUUGCCGCCGGCUUGGAAGGAUUUCAAAAACUACCUUAAGCAUAAGCGAAAGGAAAUGAACUUGGAGCAAUUGAUCCUCCGUCUGCGGAUUGAAGAGGAUAACCGGAAGACCGAUGAGAAACUCCCAAUCGUUACCAGCGCCAAGGCAAACGUGGUGGAGCAUGCAAAGGGCUCCAAAACCAAAAAUAAUGGAAAGAGCAAGCUCGGUCCCAAGGGAGGCGUUUCCAAGAUAAAGUUCAACGGAAAAUGCUUCAAUUGCAAUAAAAAUGGACACAAGUCCGCGGAUUGCAAGGCACCCAAGAAGAAGAGGGACUCUCAAGUCAACUUGGUGCAAGGUGGGCAAAAGGAUGAAGACAUCAUCCUUGCGGCUGUGGUGACCGAGGUCAACCUCGUUGGAUCCAAUUCCAAGGAGUGGUUCGUGGACACCGGUGCAACCCGGCAUAUUUGCUCAAACCGGGAGUUAUUCACUACUUUUGAGCCAACAAAUGGUGAGAAGGUGUGGAUGGGAAACUCGGCUCAUUCCGCGGUUGAAGGCGUGGGCAAGGUGGUCAUGAAGAUGACUACGGUCUAAUUUUUGUUUCUUCCCGUAACAUUUUAUUUUCCCCAGGACAAGAGGUGCUCAGACAGAACUGUUCGAACUCUGGUGGCUUCGUACCAGAGAUGCUCCAACUCUGAUGGGGGUCCUCUACUGGCUUUGCAUCAGAGUUGCUCCAAUUUUGGUGGAGGUAUUCUGGUAGCAUCAGAGUUGCUCCAACUCUGAUGGGGGUAUUCAGGUCGCGCACCAGAACUGCUCCAAGCCGUUACAGCCAUUAAAUGUCCAACGUUCUUGUCUUUUAAUGCAGCGUUAAAUGGACAGUUUAUGGAUGAUUCAAUGCCCAAUGGUCUGGUAAUUGAUGUCCAACGUUCAGGUCCAUUAACACCCCAUUUAACACACAACAAAUCCUCCUAUAAAUAGCUGGCAGGUGCUUUGCAACAACACAUGCAAUCAUACACUAUCUGCACGUAUUUUUGACCUCUAAAACACUUCCAGCUACUCCGAAAAUUUCUGAGUGUUCUGCCUUUGUUCUCGUUCGCUGGAACUCUCUUUUGUGUGCUCAAACGUUAGUUCGUUAGCCACCGUAUCCUGGGAAACGGUCGUUGCAACGCUCCUAGCACCGUGGGAGGCGACAAAUACGUUUUAAGGACAUCGUGCAUAGCACGAGCUCUGGCUAAACUCUGUCCCAUCUCUUUUUUUGUUUUUCUUUGGCUAAUUAAUUAAUUAAUUAAUUUUAUUAAUUAAUAUUUCUUCGUUUUUCCGAGACACACCCAACAUGUUGAUGUAGCUGGUGUGGGGCUGUUUUCCAUGUGAAGCCGAGACGAUGAUUCAUGUGUAGCAGACUGUUUUUGUCUAGAUACGUGACCCAUUUGCAGCUGCCCACUAGUUGGAAGGUCAAAAUCAACACGCAGCUGCUGGUUUAAGUCUGCCGCCCUGGAGUCAUUUUGUCAAUCCAACUGUAGUUGUCCAGGAAAGUGAUGAGUUGGCAGCAACUGGUUCGUUGGUGCUUGAGUGGGACUAUGAGUACUCUGUCCAGUGUAUUGUCCGCUAGUAAUAAUCGGCUGAGGGAGAAAAUUGCUUGAUGGAUUAUUAUGUUGCGGUGUAAGAUGCUCGUUAUUCACCGUGUGAUUGUAUACCUUUUCCACGAGGGAUGGAAAAUCAAGCUUUUGAUCAAAAUUGAUUUUAAAUGGGAAUUUUUCCUCAUAAAAUAUUACAUCCCGAGAGCUAUAGACACUAUGUUUUUGCAAAUCGAAAACACGAUAAGCCUUUUGACCAUACGGAUAGCCAAUAAAUAUGCAAGGACUCCUCCCCUUUCACCGAAUUUAUCUUUUCUUUUAUUAUAAUGGGCGUACACUAAACACCCAAAUACACGCAUAUGAUCAUAGCUAGGCCCUUUCCCAAACAGCAUCUCGAAAGGACUUUUGUUAGAAAUGAUGGGUGAGGGAAGUCUAUUAAUAAUAUAAACAACUGUUAAUAUGCACUCUCCCCAAAAAUCAAUAGGUAACCCAGACUGGAAACGCAGUGCUCUAGCAAUUUCCAAUGUGUCUAUGCUUACGCUCAACAACCCCAUUUUGUUGUGGCAUGUCUGUGCAUGACGUUUCCAAUAAUAUUCCAUUGCGCCCAUAAUAAUCAAAUAAACUGUUGGUAUGAAAUUUCACACCAUUAUCAGCCCGUAUCCUUUUGACUUUUUGCUCAAAUUGGGUUUCAACCAUAUUGCAAAAUUGCAUAAUAAAUUGAGAAACUUCCGAUUUAUUUUUCAUCAAAUAAACCCAUACACCACUGGUAAAAUCAUCAACAAUAGAUAACAAGUACCUUGCACCGGAGAUUGAAUCACAUCUAUAGUCUCCCCAGAUGUCACAAUGUAUCAACUCAAAACAUCGAGUUGUCUUAAUGGAACUUGUAGGAAAAGGUAAUCUAGUCUGCUUAGCUCGAAUGCAGGGAUCACAAAAACUAUUGCUUCGUCGAAAUCCCUUGAGAGAACUAAUGUGGUGUAAUGUUCCAUCAGAUGCAUGUCUCAAACGUUGAUGCCAUAAAUCUGGUCUAAUCGAUACUGACAUUGCCACCCCUUCACUUCUAGGAGGCUCCAAGUAGUAGAGACCACCAUCACACAAUUUACCCACGCCAAUUAGUUUCCUCGAGUAUACAUUCUGUAAAACACAGAAGUCUGAGAAGAAUAUGAGUGUACAAUUUAGAUCGCUUGUUAAGCGACUAACUGAAAGUAGAUUGCAUUGAAAUUUUGGAAUGUAUAGAACACGUUCGAGCCAGAGUCAAUUAGGCAAGUAUAAGCCUCCGACAGCAUGUACCAGAAUUGAUUCGCCAUUAGGAAUUUUGACGGAUGAUUCUAAUAUGUGUCUGGUGAUAGUAAAAAGAUACAUAUCACUACAAGUGAUAUGCUCAGUAGCUCCAGAAUCAAUAAUCCAAGGACGAUCAUUUGGCAGUGUGUAUGCAAUAUUUACUUGAGAACUACCAGAAGAAGAAGAACACAUAACUUCACAACUCUUCUUAAUGGUGGUAUCACAAAUCACCAUAGCUCAAAGAAAUAGGAGAUAAUCAAGAACUUUUUUUUUAAUUCCAAAAUUUCGGCUCUUAUACCAUGAUAAAAAUAAUAUUAUGGGAGUGAAACUAUAAUAUCACACUGGAAGAAGAAACUCAAUAAUGGUGGAUGAAUUCUCCUUAACGUGUUAUACAUCUCCGCUAUGCGCAUAUAUAGGAGAGAGAGAUCAUCUGCAUUUCUCAUGCAAAUACU
This is a messenger RNA of Cuscuta europaea, 7466 nucleotides long. The record is from the annotation of a GenBank genome assembly. Lineage: Eukaryota; Viridiplantae; Streptophyta; Magnoliopsida; Solanales; Convolvulaceae.